Molecule: messenger RNA, 1310 nt
Organism: Nothobranchius furzeri (turquoise killifish)
Lineage: Eukaryota; Metazoa; Chordata; Actinopteri; Cyprinodontiformes; Nothobranchiidae
Product: dynein regulatory complex subunit 3
Source: RefSeq, a predicted model, not a curated record
ACCGGUGUCACAUGGCUUCAGCAGCACACAGCAGUGGCCCAUUCAGCUGAAGGGAUGCUAACUUUCUGAGCUUGAAUACUAAUAAAACAACAGGCUCCAUGGGUAACCGCUGCCGGGCUCCAGUGCUAAACCGAGCCAUUCAUGAUGUGUUAACAAACACUAGGAGUAUUUACCACAAGGAGAUUGGGACAUGUCAGAAAGUUCUUCAGGUGUGAACACUCUCAGUGGCAGUUUUCCUAAAUCCCACUCAUCCCAGUAUUCAGAACUCGGAGUCACACGGACAGCUGUCUCAGCGGACCUCAGUCCUGAUUCUGGACUAGCAUCUACACCUCUUCCAUCAAGUCGCUUCCGGUUUGUGUCCUGGCAUCGCCUGGAGCAGUGUGAUGUGACAGGUGACCAGCUGACCUGCCCCCGGGUCAGAGAAGGGCCAUCAGAGGAGGAGCAGUUUCUAAGGCAGGGAGGUAACCUCUUUUUGGAGGAAGGAAGGAGGAAAAGGAGAGAAGAGGAAGGUCAGAGAUGGGAGGAGAGACUGCAAGAGAACUGGGAAAACUGUCUGGAGUUAAAUCUGUCCUACCAAGACUUGGGCGAUCUCUAUCAGCAGGAGAAUUUUUUCCGGAUACUUCGAAGGUUAAUCCGUGUGGAGAAACUACAAUUGAUCGACAACUCUCUCACCAACCUGAGUUUUGUACGUCUGCCAAGGUGUAGAAUGCUGAAUCUGCACCGUAACCACCUGGUGUGUCUGCGUCAGCUGCCAAAACUCCCAGUGGUGGAGCACCUAUGUCUGUCGGAGAAUGCUAUCAGCUCCCUGGAGGGACUGGGAAUGCUGGGAAACAGCCCACUGCGCUCCAUUAACCUGACCCGCAACCCAGUGACCUUCACUCAGGACUACCGCUCACGUGUUUUCUCCUGUUUGCCAAAUCUCGAGGUCUUGGAUGGUAUUCCCAAGCUGCCAGGGGACUUUCUACCCACCAGAUUAAAAGGGCCAGAAAACACCAGGACAUGUAACAUUUUGUGAUGCUCUUCCCCAGUUUGGAUGCAUAGAAUGGGUGGUGGACACUAAAAGUGUCGGCUUUCUUCUCAGAGGAAAUAUAUAUGUGUGUGUGUGUGUGUGUGUGUGUGUGUGUGUGUGUGUGUGUGUAUGUAUAUUUACACACAUACAGUAACUGUAUUUAAGCUGUCACAACUGUUGCAAAGACUUGAUAAUUUGCACAUACACAAUUUUUUACUUAUCAGUAAUUACACUUUUUAAAAAGAUUCAUUUGUACACAUUAAAAUAUUUUGAUGAAGCAAAACCAUUUAAGAACAAGGUC